Mercenaria mercenaria is the source of this 957-nucleotide messenger RNA. RefSeq names its product thioredoxin domain-containing protein 2-like. The record is from RefSeq and is a predicted model, not a curated record. The coding region runs from base 1 to 957 and encodes 318 amino acids. Lineage: Eukaryota; Metazoa; Mollusca; Bivalvia; Venerida; Veneridae. The transcript is spliced from 4 exons.
AUGGCUCAAAAGGUAAUUAAGUUGACGGUGUUUAUGACAUCAUCGGCAGCAAGUACAUUAGGAUCCAGCGGCUCAAAUCAUGACAUGGACAGAGAUUUAGAUUCAUCUGAAACAAAGGGUCCCAGCAAAAAACACUCCCAUACUUUUAAUUCGAAAUGGCUGGAGUCUUUUACGUGGCUCAAAUUCGGAGACAAUAUAUAUCUGUAUGACCUGCAAAUGACUCCAAAGAAAGGACAUGUAGAAAAGUCAGAGGGUUCAUCAGUGACUCCAAAGAAAAGACAUGUAGAAAAGUCAGAGGGUUCAUCACUGACUCCAAAGAAAGGACAUGUAGAAAAGUCGGAGGGUUCAUCAGUGACUCCAAAGAAAGGACAUGUAGAAAAGUCGGAGGGUUCAUCAGUGACUCCAAAGAAAGGACAUGUAGAAAAGUCAGAGGGUUCAUCAGUGACUCCAAAGAAAGGACAUGUAGAAAAGUCGGAGGGUUCAUCAGUGACUCCAAAGAAAGGACAUGUAGAAAAGUCGGAGGGUUCAUCAGUGACUCCAAAGAAAGGACAUGUAGAAAAGUCAGAGGGUUCAUCAGUGACUCCAAAGAAAGGACAUAAAGGACAUGUAGAAAAGUCAGAGGGUUCAUCAGUGACUCCAAAGAAAGGACAUGUAGAAAAGUCAGAGGGUUCAUCAGUGACUCCAAAGAAAGGACAUGUAGAAAAGUCAGAGGGUUCAUCAGUGACUCCAAAGAAAGGACAUGUAGAAAAGUCAGAGGGUUCAUCAGUGACUCCAAAGAAAAGACAUGUAGAAAAGUCAGAGGGUUCAUCAAUGUCGGCUCACUCUCCAAAUAAAUUGCUGAAGUCUGAAGAACUUGUUCAAGAACAAGUUCUGGAAAUGGUUGUUCUAGAACUGCCAUUUAAUGUUCUUGAACACGUUCUAGAACAAGUUCAAGAGUUUGUUCAAGAACAGUUCUAG